AUGGAUACUGCAGAGGAACAAGAACAACUCGAGUCCAAACAAAGCUGCAACAACGAAGAUGAACAGGCACAAGACCGAGAAAACGGAGACAGAGACGAGGCUGAGAACCGAAAUGCAGAAGCAACAGCAGCAGAAGGACCAGGUCAGUUGGAAGGCAGUGAGUCCGGAGACACCGAGUUCUUCACACCAGAUACGUCCCCAACAGACACCGAAUUCCCACUCAUUGACCAGGAUCAUGAUCAACAAUCGAGCGCACGCCGUGUGUUGGCCCUAUUUGGACUUGGAGGCACCUCGGCGACGACCUCGUCGAUAUAUCACACGACAGAAUCAGAACCAGCGUCAAACUCAACGUCAGAAUCGGAAUCAGAUACAGACACAAGCAGUGACAGUGGCAGUGACUCGUCGUCACCAGGCGGCGGUACACCGCUGUCGCAGGCAGUGCCUCAUCAUGACCAUCAUUCAGCGGCGCCUUCAACAACUGCCCGUCGGGAGCCCUCCCCAGAACCAUCGACAGGUGAAGUCCCAGGCAAUGACAACAGUGAAGCAGCCCCGUCUUCACGUCAACAACAGCGGCCGCCAGCAUCGAUAGCAGCGACACCACCUUUGUCACCGUCACUGCGUCCAGGACACGCCCAAGCAGUUGACGAGCAUUCACAUUCAACGUGUAAACAUAAAUACGCAGACUCUUCUCCUUCUGAACCAUCGUCUCCAAAACAAUUUACGAGCCUUACAUUGUCGGUACCAUCGAACCCGAGAAACUCCCAUCCUCCGCCCCCACCGAUACACUCGCCUCCAUUACCAUCAUCACCCUCUGGUUCUCGUCCAUCAUCGUCAUCACCACUGCCGCAACCAUCAGCACCCGCAGCGCCUUGUCCAUUAGGACCUCCUGCUACGGCAUCGCCGUCUUCGCGAACCUUCCUACUGGAUCUCCUGAAUUCUCCCACGGCGAAGGCACUGUUGGAGUGUGCCGAUAGCACAGCACACACGGCCAGAACCUUUCCCACCAGGGCCACUACCAAUCGCCCAGACGCACAACCUGAUCGGCAAGAUCUCACAACCACCAUGUUUCCACGCAGAGGCUCUGAGACAGGAACUCCUACUGAAAGCAGAGAUGACACAGGGACAGGCACUUCCAGUGCACCCGCACCUGCACCUGCACCUGUGCCUGCGCCAGUGCCAGCACCAGGACAAGGACAAGCGCCAACACCGCUUAACCCGCGGGCCGCGUUGACCGAAGACCAAGUCCGAGCAUUGAUUGUGAUGGACGAUGAUUUCGAUCCGAUCCCGACUGAAUAUCGAGAUGGCUUUCAGGGGUAUCAAGACAUUGUGUCGGGUCGGCCAAAUGCUCAAGCUCAAACCCAAACUCAAACUCAACCACAACAACCAGCGCAUGCACAGCCAGGGCCAAGACCCAGAAAUGAGGGCGCUGCCCAGACAUACCUCCCUGUAUCAUAUGGACUCAACAACCGCGAGCCAGGAAACACUCCAUUUGGGAUCGGUUAUCCUAGCCCAGCAGGACCGAGUCCCAUGGGGUCGGGCACGCCACCGGUCGAAUACGGAUAUGGUUUCCCACCAGGCUUGCCAAACGUACCAGCGCCAGGCUUUGCAUAUGGAGAUGGACAUGGCCAUGGACAUGGACAUGGUCCUGGAGCUGGCAACGGGUAUGGGUACGGGCAUGGACAUGGACACGGGUUGGGGCCUGAAUAUGAGUUUGAGUAUGGGCGCGGUUCACCGGCGAACAUGAACAUGAACAUGGGCAUGGGCAUGAACCUCAACCCUGGCCACAACGGCUUCGCGGCACCACCUGCUUUUGGCGGCCCUCGACUCGCUCCACCGUUCGCCAGUCCCCGUCGUCGUGGAAGUCCUUCUCGCCCCGGCCACAGCGCUCAUGCGUCCCUGUCGUCCCUCCAUGCACAGCAGUCCUACGGACACGGUCCUGGGCCGGGAGCGGGAGGACCGACCACGCCAAAUCGAGGUAGCCACCACAGCCGCGCCAAUUCUCUCUCGGCUAUGCCACAAUCCCUCCAUUUCACUCAUGCCGAAGAGUAUCCGGGCAACCGCCUCAGAACGGCUGCUGCAGGUCUACUACCCGCAUUGGGGAGUCCGGGGCCGGGUUUGCUUGAGACGCGUGGCACCAACAAUCAUCUUGCUCCUCCUUACGAAUCGCGCAGCCCUUAUUUUGGUCGCACCAGCUUGUAUGGGCCACGUCUUGCGCGGGAGGCCCGCCAAGACGCUGAUGCUGCCCGUCCUCCAUUUCGGAUUGACAACAAUCUGUCUCAUGUCAAUGCUAGUAGUUCUCGUGAAGCGCCGUUGAAUGGACGGGGUGAGGAGGAAAAUGGGAAACAGGCCGACGGUGAUAGAUUGUGA
Capronia coronata CBS 617.96 is the source of this 2367-nucleotide messenger RNA. RefSeq lists its product as uncharacterized. The transcript has a single exon. The record is from RefSeq and is a predicted model, not a curated record. Bases 1 to 2367 code for a protein of 788 amino acids. NCBI's taxonomy places the organism in Eukaryota, Fungi, Ascomycota, Eurotiomycetes, Chaetothyriales, Herpotrichiellaceae.